CUUCCCACCUCCUAUAAAACGAUCAAGACAGCCACGACGAUGACAAUCCUGCUGGUGGCCGGACGGAAAAAUGGAGAUAUUUUUAAUGUCCUUGGCCAUAAUCCUGGGGUGCACUGCCUUUUAUUUAUUUCAUCAGCAAAGGAAUCUGCACAGACCCCCUUGCAUAAGUGGCUGGAUUCCUUGGUUUGGAGCUGGGUCCAGGUUUGGAAAAGCUCAUCUGGAAUUUAUAGAGCAAGCAAGAAUCAAGCAUGGACCAGUAUUUACAAUUUUUGCCCUGGGUAAUCGAUUUACCUUUGUAACUGAGGAAGACGGUUUUGAUGUAUUUUUCAAGUCAAAAGAAAUAAAUUUUGAACAUGCAGUGGAAGACCUGAUUGAGGAGCUGGUAUCAGUUCCAAAGAGCACCUUUUUAACAUUCCAUGGUCUAUUAUAUGGCACGAUGAAAAACAAAAUGAAGAUUUCUACUCUAUAUCAGUUUAAUGAAAAGCUGGUAGAAGGAUUACAUGAACAACUGGAAAAUUUGGGCACUGAUGGAAGCAAAAAUCUCUACAACUUAGUAAGGCAUGUCCUGUGUCCUGUCACAGUGAAUAUUAUUUUUGGCAAAGGCUUAUAUCCAACAACCCAGGAGGAUAUUCAAGAAUUCCUCAAACAUUUUCAGAUUUAUGAUGAUGGUUUUCAAAAUGGAGGUCAGAUGCCAGGAUGUUUUUUAAGAAACUGGUCAAAAUCCAAAAUGUGGCUUCUAAACCUAUUUGAAAAAAGCAUUACUGAUCUAGAGAGGAACAAAGUUUCAGAUGAUCUGACAUUGGUGCAGCUGAUUACCAACACCUUAAGGCAUGGAGCAAAACAAAAUAAGGCUCCCAAUUAUGCUGUAUUGCUGCUUUGGGCUUCUCUGUCUAAUGUUAUUCCUGUUGUAUAUUGGACUGUUGUUUAUGUUCUUUAUAACCCUUCUGUUUACGAGAAUAUUAUGGAAGGCAUAUCUUCUGUGUUUGGUGAAGCAGGUAAACAUAAAAUUGAAAUUUCCAAAAAUGACCUGAAAAAACUCCCACUAAUUAAAUGGUGUAUUUUAGAAACUCUUCACUUAGUCACCCCUGGUGUAAUCACAAGAAAAGUGAUUGAGCCAGUGAAAAUUUUGAAUUAUACUGUUCCUUCUGGUGACAUGUUAAUGUUGUCUCCUUUUUGAAUCCAUAGAAAUCCAAAGUAUUUUCCGGAACCUGAAUUGUUUAAACCUGAACAUUGGGAAAAGGCAAAUUUAGAGAAGAAUGCUUUCUUGGACGAGUUUGUGGCAUUUGGAGGAGGGAAGUACCCAUGUCCAGGAAGGUGGCUCACUCUACUGGAGAUUGAAACCUAUGUUGCUUUAGUAUUUUAUAAGUAUCAAUUUAAUCUGCUAGAUCCUUUUCCAAAACAGGAUUUUAACCAGUUAAUGGGUAUCCAGAAGCCAUUGUCACCAUGCCGGGUGGAAUAUAAAUGCAGAAAGUAA
Molecule: messenger RNA, 1474 nt
Organism: Vombatus ursinus (common wombat)
Lineage: Eukaryota; Metazoa; Chordata; Mammalia; Diprotodontia; Vombatidae
Product: 24-hydroxycholesterol 7-alpha-hydroxylase
Exons: 13
Biological process (GO): bile acid biosynthetic process; cholesterol homeostasis
Molecular function (GO): oxidoreductase activity, acting on paired donors, with incorporation or reduction of molecular oxygen; steroid hydroxylase activity; iron ion binding
Source: RefSeq, a predicted model, not a curated record